UUUUCUAUUGCUCCCUCCAUACCUACACCUCCCUUGUCUCCCCCAAAGUUUUCUCUCCUCGUCUCUGUUUCUCUCUCUGUAUCUCUGGGGUUUCUGUCCCCCCUCCUUCUCACCGUCAAGCUGGAUUUCCUGCAGGUGAAGCAUCUGAAGAGGAAGAGGAAGAGCAACUACAGUGUGAGAGAAACACAGACUCUCAUCAGGGAGAUCCACAAGAGGACGGAUGUGUUGUUUUCCAGACAGCAGAACACAGCCAUUAAUGAGCUGAAGAGACAGGCAUGGGAGGAGGUGGCACGGAGUGUUAAUGCACUGGGGGAGGGAGAGCUUCGCACUGCUGCCGAGGUGAAGCGUCGUUACCUGGACUGGCGUGCACUCAUUAAGAGAAAACAGCUCCGGGCUGAGCUCUCCCUCUCCUCCGCCUCAUCCUCGUCUGUGCCCCUGAAGACUGAGUAUGAUCAGUCCUCCCCUGAGCAUGAGGCAGCUUCUCUGGGAUCGGGAUGUGACCAGCUGCUUGACCUCUCGGGGCUCUCGAAGGAUUGCCACUGCGACUGGCCGGAGCUGACGGGUCUUGGUGAGCCGAGUGGGCAAGUCAUGAUGGCUCCGCUGGGUGUGAAGAUGGAGGACGAUGUCAGUGAAUACAGACUGGAUGGUGAUGGUGAUAUAGGAGACGGAGAAAUAGAUGAAGAUGAUAUCCCCUCCCUCCUCAGUGACAUUGAGUCACGCGGUGAGGGGCACGUUGGUGAUGUUUACUCCCACAACGACUUGGACAUGCUCAGCUCCUCCAAGGCCCCAACCUCUACCACCAACAGAGACCUGCCCCUCGCUGGUGGCAUGAUGGGGAUGCCUGCCCACGCUCUGGGUGCUCUGAACAAUCAUGACAACAUGGGGACGGGUUUUCUGGUUGUUGUUGAGAAACAGCGAUUGGAGCUGGAAAAACAGCGUCUGGCUGUGGAAACCGAACGCCUGGCAGUGGAGAAAGAGCGGCUGGUGGUGGAGAAGGAGCGACUUCGUCAGAUGGAGGUGGAGAGGGAGAGACUGCAGCUGGAGAGGGAGAGGUUACAGGUGGAGAGGGAGAGGCUGAGGCUUCUGCUCCUCAGUCAUUCAGAGCAUUCUGACUCCUCCUUAAACCUACCACCACAACAAGGCCCGCCCUCGUCCUCCACGCCUUCUUUAUCCUCCACCCAGGAUGGGCAGAGGGAGAGAGAGAAAGAAAGUCAAGGCUGGAUGCCAGUAGUGAAUCUGGAGACAGAGAGGCUAAAACUGGAGAAGGAGAGACUGCAGCUGGAGAAAGAGAGGCUGCAGUUCUUCAAAUUUGAGGCUGGCAGACUGCAGAUUGAGAGAGAACGCCUCCAAGUGGAGAAGGAGAGAAUGCAGCUGCACAAAGAUCAUUAGAGCCGCUGAGACGAGGGAGAGAGAGAGAUGAAUACAUUAGAUUUUCACCAGCUUCAGGGGUGCUAUUAAUACUGAAAACAACCCAGAAUGUGAGGAUUUCCAUCAGCAGCUGCUCCCUUAUCAAGCUCCCCACACACAUAUCCUUAAGGAAGACGUGAGGCCAUUAAAAUGAUCAUUCCUGACUGGAACUCGGCCAAGGAGAAGACUGAGAUGAAGGGCUGGCAUAUUUACGACCACCAUGAUAAAGCUGUGCCUUACGAUGUCUUCAUAAAAUGGGUGACAGGACGGGGAAGAUGCCAUGAUGAUAAAAUGCAGAAUUUGUUGGGCACAUGCAGCCGGUUAGCCCUGAACAUGAUUUAUAAAAUGUUCAGCACCUCAUCUAAAUACAGUAACAUACAAAAUGUGCUGUACAAAAAAAUUAAAUGCUGGGAUAUCAAUGCAACACAUGCGUACAAGUGUAGCAAUGUUUUUAUGAUGUAUAGACUGAAUCACAGUGACACUGGGCUAACAACAACAAUCACUUCCAGGUAGACAACCGGCCAUUGAUUUCAAUUGUGGAGAUAUGGACAAUUGGCAGACUUGUUUAUUUCUGUCAUCAUUUUCAGCCGUGACUGAAAAGUAUAUAGCUAAACUAAAAAAAUCAAUAUCAGUGUAAGUAAACAUGAUAUUUGGAUUAUUUGUUCUCCACUUCUCCAUAUCAGCCCGAUUUCGCAGUGUCUUACGUUGUUGGCUUGGAUCGUGAACAACAGUGAGUGUCGUGUGCGAUAAUCCAUCGUUUUAUCUCAUGUAGUGUGUCAAAGUAGACGACAACCGAUGCCACGUCUGGGACGCCUCACGACAUCCCGACAGAAAGUCUAGCGUGUUUGAGUUUCUUUUUGCCGUUCACGACUUCUCCUGUCACAGCUGUCACUUUGACCAAUAGAAACACAGAGCAAUCUGCUGCUAUGGACAACUGUAUGUCUACAACACCCCAGCUUUUUUUUUUUUAAAGAUAUUUUAUGGGCGUUUUAGCCUUUAAUUGAUAGGACAGCUUAAGCGUGAAGGGGGGAGAGAGAGAGGGAAGGACAUGCAGCAAAGGGCCACAGGCUGGAGUCGAACCCGAGCCGCUGCGGCAACAGCCUUUUGCAUGGGGCGCCUGCUCUACCACUAAGCCACCGACGCCCCAACACCCCAGCUUUAUUGAUAUUUCCUCUGGGGACGUUACCAGGUCAGAAUAAAAAAGGAAAAAUACUGGCAUGAAACAGCAGAGGCACUUUAGCAACCAGGUGAGUACUGCCAUUAGCAUCAAGCUAGCAAAAAAUUGUUAUUUCUUUAUAAUGGAGGAUAUAAAGUGAUAAAAUUAAAAAAUAGAGGCAGGAAUUUUACUUACCACAACUGCCAACACAUUCUCACUCCGACCUCGUCACAUAUUGAUUUCCACGUCCACAUACGGUGUGCAAGGUACCCUGGGUGCGUUGAUUGUUGAUGUUCUGGGACACCGUGUCAAGUUCUGCCUGUUACAUGCAUUGUCUUCUUUCAAAAUAUACUUCUGUUUUCAUAGGAGUCUCUCCCCAUUUACAUACAGUCUCUUUAAAAAAACAAAAACAAAAACGCACUAUGUCAGUACAACACCGCAAAUUGGCAGUUUUGUUUUUUUUUCCUUCAACAACAAACACACAUGGCUGGGUUUAGGCAACAAAAACACGUGGUUAGGUUUGGCUUCAUAAACUUAUAGGAUGCGAACACUGCUCUCUCAGGUGAAAGUCGGUGUUUGUUGUAUUUUUUACUUUUAAUCUGCUUUAAUAUGCAUCGUGCUGUCUUUCAAACUCAACACUUUCUGUAUCUGUUUAAAAUUAAAAGCCCCAUAUAAUUUUGGCUGAAAUAAUCCCUUGAUUUUCAAAACAGGCUUUUAUUGUGAAACAUUUGCAGGAACUUGUUGUGGAGGAUUCAGUGACUUGUAUAAUUUGCGUGCGGUUCUUCAAAUAUAGCUCCUGCCAUCUGGUGGUGCGUUUUAUGUUACUGUAGUAACAUUUUGGCGGGCAAAUGAACAGCCACGGUGACUGAAAUAAUAGCAAUAAUAAUAAAAAUAGGACAAGACUAACCUGAUGACAUCACACAUGUCGUAAAAGACGACCGGGGAUAAUUGGUGUGAACCAACGUGUGGUCUGUCAUGUCUGUCGGUCAAGUCACGGCACGAUUUUAUGACUCCACAAUCACCUGAUCAGACAUAGUGAUGGUCGGAACAGACAAAGAUGUCGUGUAGUGUGAACCCGGCAUAACUGAUCGAGACAGUGGUGGACCAGCAACUUCUGUGUUCUGCGAAGUAAAAUUACUGUUGUUGUCAAUAGAGUCUGCUGGCUUUAAAAUGAUGGCUUCAGUUCCCCAUCUGGGGCUGUCUGAAGUCAAGGUAAAGCCGGUGAAAAUAUUCUUAAUAUAGCAUACACUUAAACUGAUAUUGAUUUUUUAGGUGGCUAAAAACCAAUCAGUUGAGGCAGCAUUUGCUUAGUGCCGUUUGAUUUUAUGUACAUAACGCAAGGGUUUUCUACCUGGAAGUUAUUGCAAACAAACAUUGGGAUUCAAUCUAUAUGAAAAAUUGAAUCAUGAUGUCUUACUUUACAUUUAUACACCAAACCAGUGCCAAUUUAUUUACUGCAUGUGUCUGUAUAAUUCAUAAUCCAUCUUAAAAAAAUAUAUUGUUACUUGUACAGAGAGAUUUUUAUGCUAUUUAUGUUUUGCGGUCAAGUGCUUGUGUUAAAAUAUGGUUUACAUGGUAAUGCUUGUGACUUUGUGCAUUCCUCCACCAGUGUUAAACAGAUAUUUCACUUUCGCCUGUCAUAAUAUGAAAAGCACAGGCGUUAAUAAUAACAUUAAUGACCCCCUGUUCUCUUUACAUGUCCCAGUAAGACAGUGUGACAGCAACCCAGCAUGCUCAAUACCUUAAAGUGAAGCAGCUAAAUGGAAUCCAGUCAUUAAUUUGAUUAUUUACACCUGUGCUUUCCUGCUGUGACAUGUCAAAAUGUCUUCUGUGAAAUAAGGCCUAUUAAAAUGUGAUGUUUUUGCCAUUAAGAUUUGUGGCCUUGGAGCUGCAGCUGCUCAUCUGUGAUGAGCAGGUGCUGGGAGUUUGGCGUGCAUGUCGUAAAAUGAAACUGAGAUAUUCCUUUGAUGGCUGUUUUUCUCCUGUGAAAUGUUACUGGCUACUGAAAACUAUACUCUGCUACUGUGUACUGAAGGUUAUGUCUCCCACACACCACACACACAAUGUCUUUUAUGAUGUAAUGAGUCACCCCUUUUUUAAUGUUUGCCCUUUAACACCAGUUUGUCUCUUAAAACAACUUCAGGUGACAUCACUGGCCUACCAGCCCUAUUUUAUUAUUCUGUUAUGUUACAUCAUUUUAUUCUUUAUGUAUCUUUGUUAAUAAGUUUGUAAAUAAAGUUUGUUG
This is a messenger RNA of Epinephelus moara (kelp grouper), 4808 nucleotides long. RefSeq names its product Myb/SANT-like DNA-binding domain containing 4 with coiled-coils (gene msantd4). The record is from RefSeq and is a predicted model, not a curated record. The annotation marks the transcript as partial. The transcript has 4 exons. Lineage: Eukaryota; Metazoa; Chordata; Actinopteri; Perciformes; Serranidae.